This is a messenger RNA of Paramecium primaurelia, 1999 nucleotides long. NCBI's taxonomy places the organism in Eukaryota, Ciliophora, Oligohymenophorea, Peniculida, Parameciidae. The record is from the annotation of a GenBank genome assembly.
AUGAAAGUAUCACUUCUUCAACUAGAGAGAUCUUAUUUAGAAGCCCUUUCAGAAUUUGGAGAGCAUUCUUCUAAGACUUAAGAAACACGUGUAAAGCUUAUUGAAAUUCUUAACCAAACAGGCAAAUACUUGAUAUCUUAAAAGCUUCCUGGAGAAAAGUAUCUCUAAAGAGCUGUUGAAUUAGCAAAUUUGUUAAAUAUGGAAGAAUACUUAAUUAUAAAAUAUUAGUCAUUUAUGUUAUAUGCAGAGUACUUUGAAUUCACAAAGAAUUAUAAUUAGGCAUACAAUUUGUUGAUGAAAUUAAUUCCGUUAACAAAGGUGAAUCAAAGGAAUAUAAUAAUGAUUUAAAUUCAAAUUCUUAAUCAUGUAAUUGAAAAUGGUAGAUUAUGUAAAAGAGAUAAUGUUAUUCCAUUGAAUGAAUAAUUGUUAAAUUUGAUGGAGGAGAUAGGACUUAGUUUUUAUUUAUAUAAAGAAUUCCCUAAUAAGUUUCAACAAAUUUUAUUAUAAGCCUUAUCAUUUUAAGCAAAGAUAUAUUUGAAAUAAAAUAAGGAUAGAGAGGCAACAUAACUUUUCUUUUAAUCUUAUCAUUUAUGUGAAGAGCUGCUUGGUUUUCAUGAUAAGAGAACAUAAGAAUAUAAAAAAUAGUAUGAAUAAUUAAGUGAUAAAAUUUCAGUCAAUUUAGAGAUUUAAAGUCAAGAUGAAGAGGAGGAUGAUAAUAUACAACCAAUAUAAAUUACUUAGAGAGAAGAAAAGAAAAUUUUAUCUUUUCGAUCAAAAAAUACUUACAUUAAUAAUUAUAUAAUAAAUGUAGAUUCUGCUAGAGCACCAAAAUUAGCAAAAAAGAUUGAUAAGACAAAAAUUGAGAAACCUAUUAUUAGUUAGAGAGCUCCACCUAAAUUUAAUGAAUAGUAAUUUUAACAACUAUUUAUCAUAAAGAAUACUAUGAAAAGACCUUUGAGUUCAUAAGGAACUACAAAAAUAACAAGUCCAACUAGAUGUUAAUCAAUAGUUUCUAAGAAAAAUAAUAGUAAAAUUUAAAAUAGAGUUCCAUCUUUAGAAUAAAGUUUAAUAAAAUAAUUAGAAAUUGCUUAACCUUAAGAUAGAAUUAAUGAUCUUAUAAUUAAUAGACCACAUUAUGAAGAAGUAAAGAAAUAUGAAAUAGUGAAUGCUACAAAAUAAAGAAAUACAAAAUAAUUCUCAUCCAAUUAUUUAAUUUAAUUAAUCCCUCCAUCUCAUUCAUAAAGACCAUAAAUAAGAGAACCAUCAAAAAAUAAUAUUGCUUAUAAGGUAGACAGUAAAAAGUUUCCUAGUAAUCCUAGUAAUUAAAAGAUUGAGAGAAGUUCUUAAAAGAAAAUAACAACAAAUGAAAUUUAACCUACAUUAAGUAAUAUUAGAUUAGUUGGUAGUGGUAUUAAUUUAACUAGUGAAAAUGAUGAUGAAAAUAUUAAAUAAUAAUAAGAAGAUAAUAGAAAAUAUUCAUUUGAAGAAGAACCUAUAAAAGUUAUGACACAUUCAGAUCCAAUUAUUGCAAAAUAUUUAGAAACUCAUUCAAUGGAAGUAUUAUUAGAAGCUGUUGAUAGAAUCAAAGCUAAAAUGAAACAUAAUGUAUAUUAUUCCAGAAAAAAGAGAAAUGAAAUUGAAUCAAAAUAAAAUGUCAUUUCUCCAGGAAGAUUAAAUCCACAUAAUAAAAAUAUGACUAGAUCAAGCACAUAUGGAUUUGAGAUCUUGGAGAUUGUUGAAAAAAAAAUAUUAGAAAAUGAAGCUAGUAAGAUUAUACAUAAAUUAAUAACUCCUGAUAAUUAAUUAGAUUGGUAUUCUAUUCAUUUUUAUAAUAAAUUAUUUACUGAUCAUGAAACUUCUAAAUGGAUAUUAUAGAAUCCAAAAUUUAGAGGAUAAAUAUUUUAGAAAACAUAAGGUAAAAAAUUAUAUCAACAAUUAAGUGUUGAAUUAAUUUAAGCAAUGUUAUCAAAUUAAAAGAAAACUUCAACACUUUAAGUGA